Dermacentor silvarum is the source of this 660-nucleotide messenger RNA. Its product is annotated as peptidoglycan-recognition protein SC2. The record is from RefSeq and is a predicted model, not a curated record. Gene Ontology annotation, molecular function: N-acetylmuramoyl-L-alanine amidase activity; zinc ion binding; peptidoglycan binding. Gene Ontology annotation, biological process: innate immune response; peptidoglycan catabolic process. Lineage: Eukaryota; Metazoa; Arthropoda; Arachnida; Ixodida; Ixodidae. The coding region runs from base 13 to 660 and encodes 215 amino acids. The transcript has 4 exons.
GGAGAUCCCACCAUGGCAUGGGGACUCACCGCGCUCGCCGUGGUCGCCUUCCUGCUGCUUGCGAACGUGCUCGUUGAAACUGGUGCCCUGCAGUGUCCGGGGAUCACGAUCGUGUCCCGCAAUAGUUGGGGCGCGCGGCCUCCGCGAGUAGAGGUGGCCAUGAAAGACCCUCGAGCCGAGCACGUCUUCAUCCACCACACCACGGGGCCACAGUGCAAGCACAAGACCAGUUGCAUCCGACUCGUACGAAGUCAACAGAAACACCACAUGGACACCAACCGCUGGCCAGAUAUCAGCUACAACUUUCUAGUGGGCGGUGACGGCCUCGUCUACGAGGGCCGUGGCUUCGGACGCGAGGGCGCCCAUACUCAUGGCUACAACCGCGUGGGCAUCGCCAUUGCCUUCGUGGGAGACUACAACCGGGCCAAGCCAAGCCAAAGGAUGCUCCUUGCGGCCAAGAGGCUGAUCUCCUGCGGCGUCAGACAGGGAAUGAUCCGGAAAGGGUACUCACUGCAUGGUCACCGAGACGCCAACUGCACUACUUGUCCGGGCAACGUUCUCUACGACAUCAUCAAGACGUGGGCCAACUUCAAGGGCAAGCUUGGGAGGUUCCUCUGCUUAGGAGGUUCCUCUGUCAGUGACCUGCCAAAACAUCAAUAA